Molecule: messenger RNA, 4003 nt
Organism: Nymphalis io (European peacock)
Lineage: Eukaryota; Metazoa; Arthropoda; Insecta; Lepidoptera; Nymphalidae
Gene: Taf2
Product: transcription initiation factor TFIID subunit 2
Exons: 19
Coding region: 137-3730 (1197 amino acids)
Biological process (GO): transcription initiation at RNA polymerase II promoter
Cellular component (GO): transcription factor TFIID complex
Molecular function (GO): zinc ion binding; chromatin binding; metallopeptidase activity
Source: RefSeq, a predicted model, not a curated record
AUAAAUAAUAAAUUAUUGAAGUCUUGCUACAUUUAAUAGAAGACCAACAACAAACGUGUUAGAUUAAAAUUGAAAUUUUGUUUAUAUAUAUUAUAAAUAUGAAUGUUAUGAAGAACUAGUUAUUAUUUGAGAUUAAAUGAUGAAGAGGGAGAGAACAGGCGACAAUUGUCGCCCUUUUAAAUUAGCCCAUCAGAUAUUGAGUUUAACCGGUAUCAGUUUCGAACGUAGAAGUGUCAUUGGCUUUGUUGAAUUGACUAUUGUACCCUUAAAAGAUAAUUUAAGAUACAUUCGCCUGAAUGCAAAACAAUGUCGUAUUUAUAGAGUCUGCUUGAAUGAUCAAUAUGAAGCGAACUUUCAAUAUUUUGAUCCUUUUCUGGAUAUAUGUCAGAGUGAUCCGAAUACGAGAUCUUUGGAAGUCUUCUCUCAAUUUCAUUUGUCAGCUGCACAGAAAAUUGAUCCAGACCAUAAUUCUGGGGAACUGCACAUACAGGUGCCUGAUGAUGCAGCACACUUGGUGGGAGAAGGCAGGGGACUCAGAAUUGGAAUAGAGUUCUCAUUAGAGUCCCCACAAGGUGGAAUGCACUUUGUAGUUCCUGAAGGAGAAGGUAGUUUGAUUGAGAAAUCUGCUCACAUGUUCACAUAUGGUCAUUCAGCUCGGCUCUGGUUUCCUUGCGUUGACAGUUUUGCUGAACCUUGCACAUGGAAACUUGAAUUUACUGUUGAUGAAUGUUUAACUGCUGUAUCUUGUGGGGAUCUGUUAGACGUGGUAUACACGCCUGACCAUCGACGAAAGACGUUCCACUAUGUUGUGAAUACGCCGGCUUGUGCACCAAAUAUUGCUUUGGCUAUUGGACCUUUUGAAACAUAUGUAGACCCAUUUAUGAAUGAAGUGACUCAUUACUGCUUACCAAAUCUAUUGCAAAUACUUAAGAAUACUGUACGCUAUCUUCAUGAAGCAUUUGAGUUCUAUGAAGAGACACUGUCAACCAGAUAUCCCUAUCCGUGUUAUAAACAAGUUUUUGUGGAUGAAACGGAAGACGAUGCUACAGCCUAUACAACAAUGUCGAUACUAAGUACACACCUCCUGCAUUCCAUUGCUAUCAUCGAUCAAACCUAUGUCAGCCGUAAAGCAAUGGCACAAGCGGUAGCUGAACAAUUCUUCGGCUGUUUCAUCACUAUGCAGAACUGGUCCGACUUGUGGUUGGCCAAAGGUAUACCGGAAUAUCUCUGCGGUCUGUACUCUAAGAAAUGUUUUGGAAAUAAUGAAUACAGAUAUUGGAUACAUCAAGAGUUGCAAGAGGUGGUAGGUUACGAAGAACAAUAUGGUGGAAUGGUCCUCGACCCAUGGCAGCCUCCUGCUAGUGGUGCUCGAGUGGAAGCUAAAGAUGUAUUUUAUUUCCCUGUUAGGAAUGUCCAUACAAUGUCUCCAAGGUACAUUGAGAUAAUGCGUAAAAAAUCCCACUUGGUUUUGCGAAUGUUGGAACAACGAAUUGGCCAAGAGUUACUCCUUCAAGUAUUCAACAAGCAACUCUCGUUGGCCACCAAUGCAGCCAACACCAAAAUUGGCAGCGGUCUAUGGGGACAUCUACUUCUAUCGACGAAUCUCUUCGUUAAAGCCAUAUUCACUGUGACAGGGAAAGAUAUGGCAGUGUUCGUGGAUCAGUGGGUACGGACAGGAGGGCAUGCCAAGUUCCAACUUACAUCUGUUUUUAAUAGGAAAAGAAACACAGUGGAGUUAGAAAUUCGCCAAGACUGCGUCCAUGAACGUGGUAUUAGGAAGUAUGUGGGGCCUCUAUUAGUUCAAUUGCAAGAAUUAGACGGUACGUUCAAGCAUACGUUGCAAAUCGAGAACAUUGUCGUCAAAGCUGACAUAACAUGUCACAGCAAGAGUCGACGUAAUAAGAAGAAGAAAAUUCCCCUCUGCACCGGGGAGGAAGUUGACAUGGACCUUUCUGCUAUGGACGAUUCUCCGGUUCUCUGGAUACGUCUGGACCCAGAAAUGUCCCUACUACGUAGUACGGUGAUAUCUCAACCGGACUACCAGUGGCAGUACCAGUUGCGUCACGAGCGUGACGUCACGGCUCAGAGCGAAGCGAUAGACGCUCUCCACAACUACCCAGAACCCGCUACAAGGAAGGCCUUGACGGAUACUAUCGAGAACGAACAAACGUAUUACAAAAUUAGGUGCAGAGCUGCUCUUUGUUUGACUAAAGUGGCUAAUGCCAUGAUAAGUUCGUGGGCGGGUCCGCCGGCCAUGCUGACAAUCUUCCGUAAGAUGUUCGGUUCUUUCUCCGCACCUCACAUCAUCAAGCAGAACAACUUCGACAACUUGCAGCACUACUUCCUGCAAAAGACAAUACCCGUGGCUAUGGCAGGUUUGAGGAAUAUCCACGGUAUCUGUCCACCAGAAGUCGUGAGGUUCUUGUUAGACCUUUUUAAAUACAACGACAAUUCCAAGAAUCACUUCUCGGACAACUAUUACAAAGCAGCUCUUGUAGACGCGUUGGCUGCUACCAUCACGCCGGUGAUAUCCGUUUUACAACCCGGUGCUCCGAUAACGGCUGAUUCAUUAUCAGCUGACACUCGACUGGUCCUCGAGGAGGUAACACGAGUGUUGAACUUGGAGAAAGUUCUACCUUGCUACAAGAACACGGUGUCCGUGAGCUGUCUGCGAGCGAUACGCAGGAUGCAGCAGUGCGGACACUUACCCAGCAUACCCACUGUGUUCAGAGCAUACGCGGAGUAUGGACAAUAUAUAGACGUCCGGCUGGCCGCGUUGGAGUGCCUGGUGGACUUCGUGCGCGUGGACGGCAAGCCGGAGGACCUGUCGUCGCUGCUGACGGCCGUGGAGAACGACCCCGACCCCGGCGUGCGGCACGGCCUGGCGCGCCUGCUCGUGUCCAUGCCGCCCUUCGAGCGCGCCGCCCGCCACCGCCUCGACACGGAGGCCGUCGUGCACAGAUUGUGGAAUAACAUCAAUAGCCAAUUGUCUAAUGACGCAAGACUUCGAUGCGAUCUUGUAGAUCUCUAUUACACGUUGUAUGGUCUGAAACGGCCUUUAUGUGUUCCUCUGCCGGAAAUUCAGGCUAUGAUGAAACAAAUGCACCACAAGGAAAGGGAAAGGCUCGAAAGAGAAAGAGAACGAUUGGAAAGAGAAAAGGAGAGACAGAAGGAGAUCGAUUUGAAGCCUGUCAUCAAACAAGAGAUUCUAGAUGUCCCUAUAAAGACUGAGUUGGUUGGUCCCAUGGACGAACUACCGACUGAAGUUCAAAGAGAUAAUAUACUCCCCGUACCAAUAUCAAGCAUCAAGGAAGAGGAUGACAAAAUUGAUAUAAUGUCUAUACAAGACCUGCCAGUUAGAGUUUAUAACGACGAAGCGAAGCGAGAGUUCGUAUCUGACAACGCAGUUGCCUUACCCGGUAUUCCAGGCACAUCCGGUCCGAUUGGUUUCGAGCCAGGCAUGUUCAGGCACGAUAAAGACGAUCUAGGAGGUCCUAAAGCAAAAAAGAAGAAAAAGGAAAAGAAAAAACACAAACAUAAGCACAAGCACAAACACAGCAGCAAAGAUAAAUCUAAAGAUCACAAGGAUAAGUCUUUUCCUCCCCGACCUCCCUCCUCUACUGACCAUUUGAAGAUUAAAGAGGAGACGCGGGAAACAUUGAGCUCCUUUAGUUCGAGUCAAAGCCCGUCAGAAGACGUGUCGUCAAUGCCGUCGAAUAUGAGUUUCUAAUGCUUAAAAUUAAUAUUAAAAAAAAAAAUAUAUUUCCGAUUUUUUAAUUUUCAAAACUAAAAAUAAAAUAAGAAAAUAGAACAAUAUUUUUAAAGUAUUUAAUAAAAAAAUUGUCCUCUAACUUUGAUUUGUAAAAUUAUCAAAUAUAAAAUCUAUAAGGUUUUAUCCACAGGUAAUUAAAAAUUUCGUAAAUUUGAUAAAAUGAAAUUCUUAUUUUGUGAUAAGCAUUGAGUUGGUAAUUUAAGUUAAAUCUGUACUUUAUAAAAAAAUAUU